GGCAUGCAAUCCCUUCACGUAAAUACUUUACAAAAUCUAACGCUAACAUGAAACCACCUCUCCAUUCAGUAAGAACAUUGAUCAAUGACUAAUGCACAAAGCGGCAGACAGGACCUAACUACUGGGCAUCCAUUUUACAUAUAAACCACCUUCCACCAACCAAACCCCUCUAUUAGAUUCCAGCCUGUUACUCUUUCCUGACUAUCUAUUGUUCUAUAUUUAAACCACCCGAACCCCUCCAUUAGAUCCCAGCUUGGAGAUUUAUGAAUAACCGACCUCCUGCUAAUUCCCGGUACCAGCCCACAGCCUAUGAACAUGCUGCAAACUGUUACACACAUGCAUUCCUCAUUUUUCCAGCAAUUGUUGGGAGCACGCUACUUCAUCGACUGUCAGAUGACCGAUGGAAGAAGAUCACAGCCUGGAUGUAUGGUGUGGGUCUGUGUGCAUUAUUCAUCGUUUCCACCGUCUUCCACAUAAUUUCAUGGAAGAAGAGUCACUUGAGAACAAUGGAGCAAUGCUUCCACAUGUGCGAUCGAAUUGUCAUCUACUUCUUCAUUGCAUCUUCUUACGCACCAUGGUUAAAUCUCCGGGAGCUUGGGCCUUUGGCAUCUCACAUGCGUUGGUUCAUUUGGAUCAUGGCAGCUGCUGGUACCAUCUACGUCUAUUUAUAUCAUGAACAGUAUAAGAUUAUUGAGCUGCUAUUUUACUUGACAAUGGGAUUUUCUCCCGCUGUGGUGGUUGCAUCUAUGCCAAACACUGACGGGAUCCACGAGCUGGUGUGGGGUGGUAUGCUGUACUGCCUGGGAGUGGUGUUCUUCAAAAGUGAUGGGAUCAUUCCUUUUGCCCAUGCCAUCUGGCACAUCUUUGUGGCUUUGGCUGCAGCGGUACACUACUAUGCCAUCUGGAAAUACUUAUACCGGAGCUCUGCAACACCCGUGUGGAAGGACUUCUAACCUCCAGGCCAGCACCAUUGGUGCCAUCAGUUACAGUGUUAAUCAAUUUAUUUGAACAAUAUAUUAACACAUGGGAAUGGACUGGAAAAGACUGUGAGACACUGACUUUGGCCUAUGUUCAGACGACCCCCAACUGUGAUUGAACAUAGUCGCAUCCUCUAGAGACUGAUAUGAAAUUCUAACAGAUCCUCAGGAUGGUUCCUUUCCAUUUGCGUGUUUGAUUUUGCCCUGAGUUCGCUGUUUUUUAACCUGUUCUCUUUCCUUUUGGCCCGCCCACCCACCCUAAACUUCUUGAUUUUCUCUCAUGAAAUUUCAAGGACUUCGAUUUGACUUGAUAACGUUGCAGUGAUUUCCAGAUCUUGACUGUACUCUGGUUUUUGUGAUUGAAGUGCAAGGAUGAAUGGAGCCAGCUUAGGAACAGAUCUGCAGCUUACCUUUUAUAAAGUGAUUCAUGGCCUCAUAGGAUUAUACAGUUUAACAUGAGCACCCACAGCAGUCUGAACUGAUACAUUCCAAUUGGGUGACGUUUUGUACCUCGGCUUUAGUUGCCAAAUUUUAGACUUUCUCAGUGAUUCUGGGUGGUGCUUUGGGUGGGCUGGUAGUUUCCCUUCACAUUUGUCGGUAAGGAAUUUAAUUAACGAUUACUGUAUUUCUACAUAGCAUUGCUUCAAGUGUGCUGUUGUCAGGUGACCAGCUAAUGAACAGACGUGUUUCAAGAACCUGUCAUACAUACUCUAUCACCUUGCAGAGAGUGCAUGAAAAUAUCCCAACAGUAUUGUAAGUUGGUUUCUGUCUAUUCCAGCAAUGGAACGAUGGUGAGGAAUGCAACAAAAGCACUUUAUUUUGGUUUGGUCAUUGCUACACAGCAAACUGCACCUCGCGUGCAGAGAAAUCCUUAGGUAUGUCCAAAUCAUUACUGAUGAGGUAGUCGGUUACCUGAAGCGAUGAUUAGAGAGAUUCUGAUUCCCUGAUUUUUACGAGAAGUAAUUGUUCUUGUUCUGCUCUAUUGAGCAUGCUGCAGUUCUCAGCUUUGUAUUCUGCAUUCUCCUCUUACGCUAAAUUGGCCAGUCCAGGAGCUGUUGUAGCUCCUCUACUCCGUGACUACUCCCACCAUCUUAAGACUGUGAUUUAAGCUUAAUCAAUAAAUGGUUUACAUUUUGUCAAGUCUUUGCCCAACCAUGUACAAAUAUUUUUUUGUAUGCAGCCAAUGCAUUCUUAGAAAAUGGCCCUACUCAGUUUAACAACUUCCUUCCACACCCUACCCCUUCCAAAAUAUGUUCACAAUAAAGAACAUGAGGUUUCCAGCCUGGAUUACAGUUCCCACCAUGUGGAAAGGGCAGAAGACCAAUUCAAAUCUACCUAUAACAGAAAGCUGCUGGAAAAGGGGAGCCAGAGACUAGACGUCAUUCACUCAGGCUGGGGAAACUCUAUUAGAGUUCCACACAGACAUGAAUUGUCGUCCGUGAAGAUAAACGGUUAACUUGGUGCUACCCACCAGUGAGAGUGAACCUAAUUCAGUGUUUCUGUUACAAUACUCCAUAGAUGAGUAAAAUACCUCAAUGGCCAUGUUUAGAUUUCAAAGGUGCUUUUAUGUCAGUCUAAACAGAAAUCCAGGUGGCAUUUUUAGUAAUUCAUUAAGUAAUAAACUUAAGCUCAGAUCCACUCUGACUCAGAGGUGGCAGUGUGUCAGGUUGGGGAGAGCUAUUGUCUGUAAGGCCACGUGCCAGAGUUUACACCAGUUUCCAGAGUAGUUCAACAUUAGGUGAUGCACAAGAUGGGAGACAUUGGCUCAAUAUCUUCAACCACGUGCUGUAAGUCCUAUAAGAGUUUGCAGCUACAAAAUAGGGCGCAAGUAAUGGUACCCACUGGGUAAAAUGUGGCUCAGCUACCAUGUAACCUCAGCGCAGAGCUGGACUGGAUUACUGGUUCAUUAUCACCAUAGCUUAUCCUGUUCUCUGUUAUCAAUUCAUCUGUGUGUGUAACACAUAUACAACAGAUUAGUUAAUUAGCGGCUUUUAUACAUAAGAGCUGAUCGAGAUGUGCACCAGCUAGAUGAGAGAAUAAUCCCCUCUUUGACCAGGCUUGCUCUGUCCAUGACUGUGUCAGGAGUCAGAUCAUCAACCCUGGAGCUUGUUCCACAUAUUUGCUUGGCCAGGGUUUACUGUGUAACUGUUUGAGAUAUAAUUCAGAUGUUCAGUUAUGCAUCUGAGGAAGGGAGGGGUUGCUAAUAACUUAUGAUGUUUGUGAGAACCGGGCUGCUGAUUUGUGUUGUAUUGACAAGGGUUGUGUUUAUUUUCUAUCAUGCUGUAAUUCUGUGGUUUGUAAUCAUUUGGGGAUUUAAAUAGGUGCAUGCCAAGUUUUGUGGCCAGGAUAUCUACAAUUUAUUUUUAUAUUCCUGAUCCAGAUGCUGUACUCCCCAAGUGUGAAAUGUUUACUAAGUUUACAAGCAAUGAAUGCUGCACCCUAGUGGUUAUCUCUAGCAUGCAAACUGACUGUGCUACCUAAAGCUUUCUUUCUAACUCCUCUGUUGAGGAUCGCUUGUAAAUCACUUUUAUACAUGCGCAGGUUCCAGACUCUGUGCGCACUUGAACUUUCACACUUUGUCAAGAACUUUGUUGUUGUCACUAGUUUGAAUGCUACAGGGUCUGUGGAGUCAGUAUUGGGCACUCAGCACAACACAUACCGGAAUGAAAAGAGAAAACUGUUCCCAGUCAUUCCAAAUGGAGGAUUUCAGGAUAAUACUUGAUUUUCCUCUUGGUUCUGGAUUACUGGCUGAUCUGCUUUCCCAUUUCCUUCAAUAGAUUAGGACAUUAUUUAACCCUGGAGUUAGGGAAAGUAUGUGACUUGGAUAAUGGGUCUUAUCUGAGUUUAAAUGUACUGUAUUAAGAGUAGAGGUUAUAAUUUGUGUGUAUUUAACAUACACAGGAUACACAGGGCACACCAAGAGCUCCAGAUAUUUGAGAUAAGCAGCUGAUUCAGCCAAGUGUUCCUGUUGAAUGGUGCCUGGCAUUUUUCAAUGCCCUCACAGCUGCUUUUCCUUUUUAUUCCCUGCCAUCCCACCUGUUGAGUGCCUGCCCAAUCUUGCAAAGUUCAAGAGGAACUUGCAGUUUUAGGCCAGCUACAAUGCAGAGAAUAAAAUUGCUGCUUUUCUUCUGGAGGAGCCUGUGAUGGAGCAGGUGAGACGGGGCAACUAGCAUACUGAAGUUAGCCAGUUGCAAUAGCCCUCAAUCUUGGCCACAUCAGAGGAGACAGAAAUUAAUUUCUCUGCUCUGACCAGACUAUCUAGCCAUCACUGUACCUGAGAUUUUCCUGGGAUAGACUGCACUACUGCCUCUUAAGGCAAUAUGGCCUAGUCCUGAGACCUGGAAAAUUCUGACCCGAAAUUACCUGCUGGAUCAGCACUCUGCUCCUAACGUUUUUACUAAACUGUUAUAAAUCUGACCACUGAUGGGCUCAGGUCCAUGAAGUGUGUACCCUCAUGGCUUCUCUGUCCAUUAUACUGCUGAGAGUUUAUAAAUUGUUUCUGCUUUGAAGCCCAGUCUCUUUUUGAAAUAUUUCAUCCAUCUAAAUGGAUUCCAAAAAAUCUUUUUAAAUAAAUUCAAAUGUUAGAGUCUGCAUUGAUGUGACUCACAUUGAUGUAUUGAGCCUUUUGCUGGGAGUGUAUGUUUUCAACAUGACUGUACUAUGUAUCUGAAUGAACCAGACUGCAGCUAAAUAAAGGAUGCAUUUUGUGUA
This is a messenger RNA of Carcharodon carcharias (great white shark), 4688 nucleotides long. RefSeq names its product monocyte to macrophage differentiation factor-like. The coding region runs from base 264 to 953 and encodes 229 amino acids. Gene Ontology annotation, cellular component: membrane. The transcript has 7 exons. Gene Ontology annotation, molecular function: pore-forming activity. The record is from RefSeq and is a predicted model, not a curated record. NCBI's taxonomy places the organism in Eukaryota, Metazoa, Chordata, Chondrichthyes, Lamniformes, Lamnidae.